AUGGAACACAACGACACCUCUUCUGCUUCUUCUUCUCGACCCCUCGACCUGCCACACACCCUCGAGGACAAGAAGAUCAAGGCCCUUCCACCCGCCUGCUACUACAUCUCAGAUUUCAUCACCGAAGAAGAGGAAAAGGCGAUCUUGGACAAGGUCAAUACAGCUCCGAAAGCGAGAUGGCGACAACUCACUCAUAGGCGCCUCCAAACAUGGCCAUCCGAUCUCGUCAAAAACACCCUUCUCGAUGCCCGGCCACUCCCCGACUGGCUCGAACAACCCGUCGUCGCACGUCUCCUCUCGAUCCCACUAUCCGACAGCCAACCCGAGAACAUGUUUCAUGACAGCCCUCACCAACGACCAAACCAUGUCCUGAUCAACGAAUACCCCCCAAACACCGGCAUCAUGCCACACAAGGACGGCGGCGCCUACCACCCCGUCGUUUGCACCGUGAGUCUCGGUUCUGCCCUCUGCUUGAACCUGUACAAGAGCAAGGAAGACGGCGCUUUAGACCUGGAGCCUGUCUGGCGCAUCCUCCAAGAGCCCCGGAGUCUCUUGAUCACAACCGCGGAUCUCUACACAGAGUAUCUCCAUGGCAUCGAGCCUAUCGCAACCGAUGUAGAGUUGUCGGAGAAGACGAUUGUGAACUGGGACCUCUUGCGUUCUCCAGAGCUAUACAAAGACGGCCUGAACCAGCGGCGGACACGUAUCAGCCUGACGUAUCGGGAUGUGCUCAAAGUCUCCAAACUGGGAAAUAAGCUGGGACCGAUGUUUAAGUGUCCCUGA
Molecule: messenger RNA, 783 nt
Organism: Podospora anserina S mat+
Lineage: Eukaryota; Fungi; Ascomycota; Sordariomycetes; Sordariales; Podosporaceae
Exons: 2
Coding region: 1-783 (260 amino acids)
Source: RefSeq, a predicted model, not a curated record